AUGGGGCUGAGUGACAAGAAAGAACUGGAGAGCCAGAGCAGGGACCCCGAGGAGGAGGAAAAGGAAGAAGAGCCUGUGGAUCCAUUAACUACUAUCAGGGAGCACUGUAAGCAGACAGAAAAUUGUGUAAAGUUUUGUGAAAUUCUAGAACGGUGUGAUGCUCGGGUGUCAUCAAGGUCCCACACAGAAGAGCGUUGUACAGAGGAGCUCUUUGACUUCUUGCAUGCUAGAGACCACUGUGUGGCUCACAAACUCUUCAGCGUUGAAGUAACUCCUUCCCUUCUGCGUCCCUGA
Eublepharis macularius is the source of this 294-nucleotide messenger RNA. RefSeq names its product cytochrome b-c1 complex subunit 6, mitochondrial-like. Gene Ontology annotation, biological process: mitochondrial electron transport, ubiquinol to cytochrome c. The transcript has a single exon. Bases 1 to 294 code for a protein of 97 amino acids. NCBI's taxonomy places the organism in Eukaryota, Metazoa, Chordata, Lepidosauria, Squamata, Eublepharidae. The record is from RefSeq and is a predicted model, not a curated record.